Molecule: messenger RNA, 1730 nt
Organism: Cutaneotrichosporon oleaginosum
Lineage: Eukaryota; Fungi; Basidiomycota; Tremellomycetes; Trichosporonales; Trichosporonaceae
Biological process (GO): cytoplasmic translational termination
Cellular component (GO): cytosol; translation release factor complex
Molecular function (GO): sequence-specific mRNA binding; translation release factor activity, codon specific
Source: RefSeq, a predicted model, not a curated record
CUUGCCACCUUGGGCCGCCAACUAGCUCGCUCCCUUGUCUCCUCCAACUCUCCAUCUCAUCGUCAUCAAAAGCCGCCACCUCGCGGCAUCCCCCUCUCCACUCUCUCUCUUCCCCUCUCUCUCCCCCGCUCCCCCUCGUCCAGCAUGUCGUCCCAGGAGGAGACCGAUCACGCCAUCGAGAUCUGGCGCUACCGCAAGUUGCUGCAGAUGCUCGCGGCAUCGCGCGGCGCCGGUACCUCGUGUAUUACCCUCAUUCUGCCGCCCCGCUCGCAGAUCUCGCAGGCCGCAAACAUGCUCACGACCGAGUACGGCACUGCGUCCAACAUCAAGUCGCGCGUGAAUCGGUUGUCCGUUCUCUCCGCCAUCACCUCGACUCAGCAGAAGCUGAAGAACUACUCGCGCGUUCCCGACAACGGUCUCUGUGUCUUCGUCGGCACGGUUCUCAACGAUGAGGGCAAGGAGAGGAAGAUUUCGUUCGCGCUCGAGCCGUUCAAGCCCAUCAACACGUCGCUGUACAUGUGUGACUCGCGUUUCCACGUCGAAGCACUGGAGACGUUGCUCGAGACGGACUCGAAGUGGGGCUUUAUCAUUAUGGACGGUAACGGGUCGCUCUUCGGCACCCUGUCGGGCAACACGCGUGAGAUUCUCUACAAGUUCAGCGUCGACCUGCCCAAGAAGCACGGCCGUGGUGGUCAGUCCGCGCUGCGUUUCUCGCGUCUGCGUGAGGAAGCGCGUCGCAACUAUGUGCGCAAGGUCGCCGAGUUGGCCGUCCAGCACUUCAUCACCGCCGACAAGGUAAACGUCUCGGGCCUUGUGUUGGCAGGUUCGGCCGAGCUCAAGACCGACCUGUCCAGCUCGGACCUGUUUGACGGGCGUCUCCUCGCCAAGGUCGUCAAGGUUGUUGACGUGUCGUACGGUGGCGAGAACGGCUUCAACCAGGCCAUCGAAUUGGCUGCGGACUCGCUUGCCAAUGUCAAGUUUGUGCAGGAGAAGAAGCUCAUCCAGAAGUACUUUGACGAGAUCGCCCUCGACACGGGCAAGUACUGCUUUGGCAUCAGCGACACGCUCAAAGCGCUAGACAUGGGUGCCGUCGAGACCUUGAUCGUCUGGGAGGGUCUCGAAACUGUCCGCAACGUGCUCCGCAACGCGGCCGGCGAAGAGGUCAUCGUCUUCUCCAACCCCAAGGACACGGACCGCGAACAGUUCAUCGACAAAGCGACCGGCACGGAGAUGGAGGUCGCGGCCGAGGCCAAGCCGCUCCUCGAGUGGUUCGCGGAGGAGUACAAGAACUUUGGUGCCACGCUCGAGUUCGUGACCAACAAGUCGCAGGAGGGCUCGCAGUUCGUCAAGGGCUUUGGCGGUAUCGGUGGUCUGCUCCGCUACAAGGUCGCGUUUGAGGACCUGGGCGACUUUGACGACGACGACGACGAGUUCUACGGCUCGGACGAGGACUCGGACAUCUAAACAUGGCCCGAUGGCGCGCCGCGUGCCGGCACGAGGCCGCCAUCGGCCCCCCGGCACCGCGCGCGCGUGCGCGUGCGUGGUGAGCUACCCGCCGGCUAAAUGUAGGCCGUGCACCAUCUUUGGUCAUGUUGUUCACUUCGUAAGCAAUGCAUAGAUAUCUGUAGUCUGUGGGGUUGCAGGGAUGGCUCGCGGCAUGCGUGGUAGUUUAAAGCAUCGUCCACCCGAGUGACCAGCCGCUGCUUGCGUGCACUGGAAACCUGACGCAU